GCACACUUCAUACUGAGGGGCGAUUGGCCUAUUGUACUGAAUUUUCCACCCUAGACAUGAACCACGGGGAUCACGAUGGGCACGGCGGGCAUGACAUGCCCGAGUCGCAGCCCAUGAAGCGGUGUUCUAUGAACAUGCUCAGGAACACCCAGAUUGAAGACACAUGCAUUGUCUUCCGUUCGUGGCACAUCUCAUCAACGCAUGCCUUCAUCUUCUCUUGCCUGGCCAUCGUUGCCCUCGGCAUACUUUUCGAGUGGCUUCGCGAGGCGCAGAAGAUCUCUGACACCAGAAUUGCCGCUACACUCAGCGGGCAGAACAAAGGCAAGGCGCGCGGCGGGACGGUGAGUGGUCGCAACUCACCUGAAAUCGAGGGCGAAGAGGCGGGAUUGUUGACCGGUGUACGGGCCGUGAAGGGACAUAACGGGACCCGCGUCCCGAUCAGUAUGCGCCUCAGUCGUGCCACGCUCUACGGUGCACAGGUCUUCCUGUCGUUCUUCCUCAUGCUGGUCUUCAUGACAUACAACGCGUACCUCAUUCUGUCCACCGUUCUGGGUGCAAUCAUCGGUCACUACAUCUUCAACUCGCACAUGGAUGUCGAGGCCGUGUUAGCCGGCUCGCUUGGCGCAGGCAAAGGGAUGGCCUGCCACUGAACUCUGUACGACAGAUACUUCUGUACUUUGACCGUCGGAUACCUGGAGUUACGUGUUCAUUUCUCUACAUUCACAAUAGUUUCCGGGUUUGAGGCUGCGUUGUAAUGUCAGGAUCAGGAUCUGCUCUUUUAUGCACUACAAUUCUACCAGCCGAGGGAUCGAAGCGUGAGACUAACGUAGCCUGCGCACGAUCGAGAAGUGCAAGUUGAUAAUGCAGCAGUAACAAAGAACAGAUAUCGAGAGCAAAAGGGAGUAGUGCAACAAGUGAGCGAGGCCCUUGCUCCAGCGCCAAGUAUUCAUGUGAGAUGUAUAAUCAUCGGCAAACAUGCCCGUACUGCGUGGAGGGUCCUUCGCAUUGUUUUUAACUUUUCCUCGGGAAUACACAGCUCAUUUACCGCCUGAUUCCACGAGCGGCAGGAACACCACGACCGCGACGAGCGUUUGCUCUCAUGAUAGUAGCCCUUCCACGAGCCGUACCAAUACCUCUUCCUUUCAUAGCGUUGGGCCCGACACGCUUGAACAUUGGUGCGUUUUGCAGCAUGUCUGGUACAAUAAAGAAGCGAACCAUACUACCGCGGAUGUAUACCUGGUCAAGCUGCGAAACACGACCGUCACGACCGGUUACAGUGAUAUCCUUCAAGGCAAUAUUCAGGUUGUCCUCGGCUUCAGCGAGUUUGCCACGGUAGAGAUGCCCUGUCUUCAGCUCCACGGUGAUAACAUGUCCGAGGGAUUCGUGAAGGAGCUUAACGGGCACACCGAGGCCAGAGGUGGACA
Molecule: messenger RNA, 1424 nt
Organism: Phanerochaete carnosa HHB-10118-sp
Lineage: Eukaryota; Fungi; Basidiomycota; Agaricomycetes; Polyporales; Phanerochaetaceae
Exons: 8
Coding region: 57-650 (197 amino acids)
Biological process (GO): copper ion transmembrane transport
Cellular component (GO): membrane
Molecular function (GO): copper ion transmembrane transporter activity
Source: RefSeq, a predicted model, not a curated record